AUGAUUCCGUUGCCACAGCUGCUUAAGCGCCGGUACAUCUUUCUGGUCGUCUUGGGUCUCGUGCUCCUCGCCGUCGUCAACGGCUUCUAUCUCAACGUUCUCCCCGUCCCGAGCGUCAUUCGCGGCUCUGCGGAGGUAGGCGUUGAACGACCCGACCUCAACGAGGCUGCACCGCACCCGAUUGAUGGAUUAAUUCGCGACGCCCAGGCGAAAUGGGAUCAGCUCCUGUCGAAGCGCGUCGAUUCCCUCGCUGAUGCAACGAAGCAGUAUCGAGAGCGAAGAAGCCGUCACCCGCCGCCCGGGUUCGAUCAGUGGGUUGCCUUCGCAAAACAAAAAGACGCCGUACUUAUCGAAGACCUGUUUGAUCAAAUAUACGAUGACUUAAGUCCGUACUGGGGAUUGGACCCCCAAGUGAUUCGGCGCCAUGCAACGCACUGGGAUCCUCGGAUUGUUAUACGCAACCAUACACUGUCCUCUGUCGGUCAUACUGGCGUCAACUGGCUCGAGGUUUGGAUGGAUUUGAUCUCGACUAUCCAGGAAUUUCUCCCUGAUAUGGACAUUCCACUAAACGGUAUGGACGAGCCGCGGAUCAUCGUCCCGUGGGAGACCCUCUCAGAGUAUCGCGCCAAAGACCGCGAUGUUCAGCGGCAACUGGAUCCGAGCCAGGCCGUUAAUCAGUAUAUGACUUUGCCAGCGGAGGAAACGCCUGCGGAAUACUCGCCGCCCGCAUUUCGCGGAGCUGACACGCCUUUCUGGGACAUCAUGCGCGGUGCAUGUCCUCCCGAGAGCCCCGGCCGCUCCAGCAAUAUCCAGAAAGUCGAUUUUGCCAACCCGCCGGCCGAAUUCUUCAACUACCGCAACUCCUUCUCCGAAAAUGGAUAUGUGAAAGACUUCGAGCGCUCCAAGGACCCCUGCUGGCGGGCGGAACUGCAGGCCUUACAUGGUAGCUUUAUCGAACCCACCACGACAUCGACCACACACGAGCUGAUCCCAUUGUUCGGGGGUUCCAAGCUGACCGUUAACAACGAGAUCCUGAUCCCACCCGCGGUGUACUGGGAAGACAACCCUACGUAUUCUGGUGGAAAAAGCAACCACGGCGGCCCGUGGGCCAAGAAGAAAGAUAUCGUUUUCUGGCGCGGAAUUGCCAGCGGCGGUCGCAACCGUGUCGACACCUGGACGGGAUACCAACGACACCGACUGGUAUCGAUGCUGAAUGGCACAGAGGCCGCGCUGACAAACGGGACGUCGCAUGGGAUGAACUUCCGUCUACCCGAUUUCCAGUACUAUCAGGUCACGGCGGGUCUGGAGGGCACACUGCCUGAGUUUCUGAAUGAGCACUGUGAUCUGGGAUUCUUGGAUCUCUGUUGUUUUCCGCGUGAGGACGAUAGUCCACAUUGCUCUUAUACCGACGCUCACUUCAAGAUCGUCCCAGGAAUGCCCAUGAAGGAGCAAUACGCUUUUAAAUAUCUGCCUGAUGUAGAUGGCAAUUCCUUCAGUGGACGUUACCGUGCGUUCCUCCUUUCAACCUCCCUGCCGCUCAAAGCAACGGUUUAUAAAGAAUGGCAUGAUUCACGCCUGAUUCCCUGGGCGCAUUUCGUGCCGAUGGACUCCCUCUAUAUGGAUGUUUACGGGAUUCUGCAGUAUUUUAUGGGAUAUAAGGGACGUCGUAAGCAUGACAAGGAGGCGGAGAAAAUCGCUAUGGAUGGUAAGAGCUGGGCUGAGAAGGUCCUGCGCCAGGAGGACAUGCAGAUCUACGUAUAUCGCCUGCUUCUAGAAUAUGCGCGACUUUGUGAUGAUCAACGGGACCGUCUCGCCUUUGUAGGAGACUUAAUGAAUAGUUAA
Molecule: messenger RNA, 1842 nt
Organism: Aspergillus bombycis
Lineage: Eukaryota; Fungi; Ascomycota; Eurotiomycetes; Eurotiales; Aspergillaceae
Product: endoplasmic reticulum-resident kdel protein
Exons: 1
Coding region: 1-1842 (613 amino acids)
Source: RefSeq, a predicted model, not a curated record